AUGUCUUCGUCUCAGGCUCCCAACGGCGCCCGGGACGCGCUCCAAAGCCUCGUGGCCACCUCGAGCGCCCUCAUCCUGCAGCUGGAGGACGUCGUCCACAAGAUCUCGCAAGGCCAGACGCCCACCACGCCCACGACCCCGCGCCCGCAGUCCAUCGACGCCCUCUCCCUCGCCCACGACUCGGCCACCCUGAUCAGGGCGCACGCCACCAAGCUCUCGCUGCUGAUCAUCAACGAGCCCUUCACCCCCUCGGCCAUCGUCAAGGUGCUGCAGGAGCUGGUCGCCGGCCCCAUCCCCGGCAUCGCCUCGGCCGUUCAGGUCUGCGAUGCCGAGCGCCACACGGCCGUCGCGCGCCAGGAUCUCGCGUGGCGCUGCUACCGCGUGCUGAAGGAGCUGCGCGGCCUGGUCGACGUGAUCCCCCUGGACGGCAAGGUGCUGUCGGCCGAGAAGAAGGACGGCGCCGGGGGCGACAAGGGGAGCAUCACGCUGACGGGCGUCGUCUGGGCCGCCUGCGAUGAUGUGAUCCUGCUGAAGAACAUGGGCGUCGCCAGCCUCCUGGUCAAGAAGGUGCAGCAGUACCACGACACGCUGCAGGACGUGCUCGACGAGCUGAAGGAGUGGAAGGAGGAGGGCGAGGAGGAGCAGGACGGGGGCGAGGGUGAGGGCGAGGGCGACGAGGACGGCGUCGAGUACGUGACCAGCCAGCUCGACACGACGCACCUCUCGGCGCAGGACAUGCUGGACGACCUGAUGAGCACGCGCCACAUCCCGCGCGACGACCCCGACAAGAUCCGCGAGCGGCUGGACAGCUGCCUGAGGCGGCUGCGUCUCACGACGCUGCUCUACGCCGCCAUUGUCAAGCGAAGGCUCAAGGUGCUGCCGCCGCUGCCGCUGCCGCAGCCCUUGGCUGGGGUCGACGCAGGCACGCCCGCGCCCGCGCCCGCGCCCGUGACGCAGCGGGUGGACGAGGUCAUGGCGACGCUGAAGCGCAUACCUGAGCACUUCAACGAGGUGGCCUGCUCCUUCUACGAGCUGGAACCCGACGCCAUCGACCGGACGAUGGACUCGUGCUUCUUCGACGCCUUUGCGGCGUCCGAGAUGCUGGCCAAGCCGUGGCAGGGGGAGAAGGACGAGUUUACGGAAUGGGUGGGCAAGUUCCAAGCCAGCAUCAAGAAGCCGGACUAA
Molecule: messenger RNA, 1185 nt
Organism: Neoarthrinium moseri
Lineage: Eukaryota; Fungi; Ascomycota; Sordariomycetes; Amphisphaeriales; Apiosporaceae
Exons: 1
Coding region: 1-1185 (394 amino acids)
Biological process (GO): regulation of cell cycle
Cellular component (GO): nucleus
Source: RefSeq, a predicted model, not a curated record